Molecule: messenger RNA, 1857 nt
Organism: Oreochromis niloticus (Nile tilapia)
Lineage: Eukaryota; Metazoa; Chordata; Actinopteri; Cichliformes; Cichlidae
Exons: 5
Coding region: 1-888 (295 amino acids)
Source: RefSeq, a predicted model, not a curated record
AUGAACAAAUGUUACACCAGUUGCGGGCCAGCUCACCCCGCCCCGCAGGAAACACCCGCGGCGGCGGCAACAGCCAGCCCCCUGCCGACAGCCACUCCAUCUUCUGACGGUCCUCUGCCUUCACCUGAACCCUUUACGGCUGCGGAACGCCAGCGACGCAUCUCGGCCGGGUACAUAAUAGAACAAGGAAAUCUACGACCCGACCCUGUGAAAGUCAAAGUUGUAGUGGACGGGCCAGAGCCAAACAACCGUCGCCAGUUACAAAGCUUCCUAGGCUUUGCCAAUUUUUACAAGAGGUCUGUACGGGACUUCAGCAGAAUUGCCUUACCAUUAAUCCAGUUAACUGCUCCCAAGAUUGUUUUCCAGUGGAAUGAUGCCGCCCAAUCAGCCUUUCAGGAGCUCAAGAAACGGUUUGCCUCAGCACCCAUUCUGGUCCAGCCUGACACUACUCUUCAGUUUGUGGUAGAGGUCGACGCAUCCGACUCGGGGGUGGGGGCCGUCCUCUCCCAACAAAAGGAGGACCCUGUUCCCGGAACGUCAAACUUCACGCCCUCUCCCGUCAGUUCUCUGCUGCUGAAGACAAGGCGGAUCCUGACCCCAUCCUGCCGGCAGCCUGUACUAUCCAAGCCAUCACCUGGGAGAUUGAAGCAGCUAUCCGAGAGGCCGAAGGAACCGAACCGAAUCCGGGAGGAGGCCCCGCCCAACGACUUUAUGUGCCUCGCUCCAUCAUGCAUGGGAUCCCGGAAGACACUGUGUCCGACAGAGGGCCUCAAUUCACUUCACAGGUCUGGAAGGAAUUCUGCAAUUCCAGGGGAGCAAAGGUCAGUCUAUCCUCUGGCUAUCAUCCACAGAGUAACGGCCAGUCCGAGCGGGCCAACCAGGAGCUAGAGGCCGCUCUGCACUGCGUCGCCUCCACCAAUCAAACCAUCUGGAGUGAGGAGUUGCCGUGGAUCGAGUACGCCCAUAACAGCCUGACUGCCUCUGCCACCGGCCGGUCUCUAUUCGAAGCCUCCUUGGGAGAUCAGCCUCCUCUAUUUCCUGCUGUGGAAGGUGAGCACUCUGUACCCUCCGUCCAGGCUCAUUUACGCAGGUGUUGUCGAGUUUGGCGGGCCACUCAAGCGGCCCUACUACGCACAAAAGAGAACAACAAACGCAUCGCAGAUCGGCACCGGACCCGUCCCCUGUGCAACUGUGACUGGGCGUGAGCAAGAAGAGUGGUGGAGAAAAGAGGAGCUGUUUGUGUGUGGAAACCCCCUCCCCUGGACUCCGGCCCCUUUCACUCCUGGACCCUGGAACCAAAGCCCUUUUCCCCAAACACCUUUGUAUAUAUAUUGCACUGUGGUAGAUCACUGUAAAUAAAUUCACUCUUGUUCGAAAGGAGUUUGUGGUCUGCGCUUGAGUCUGCUCUGCAGCACCUGUCCCUCUACUGCUCUUCAGUUCGCAUCAACAUAAGCUCAUCAUAUUCUAUGAUAUGAUUUACUCUCAGGUGUUUGACGAGGUUAGUGGUGCUGCCACAACACCUCACUGUCUUGCCACAUAUAUCGCAAACCGUGUCUUGGCUGUUUGUGGAGGUAAAAUACAUCCACACAUGACUCCGUUUACGCUCAGCCAUUGCUGUGAGUGCGCACGCCAGGGGCUGUGACACAUUCAUCCAGCCGUAUUUCACAUAUGACUAUGAAAGGCGUAAGAGGAAGUAGUUCCUUCCAAUUUAGACGAUCUGAAUGAUAUAGUUUAUUUCCACUGUUCCUGUUAAUGAAACACUACAAAUUUACCCCAAAGUACUAAAAUAUUGAUAUUUUAAUAUGAGAAUCGAUUCUAGAACAAAUUACUGGUAUCGGAAGAAUCGAUAUUUCAAUA